This is a messenger RNA of Pseudophryne corroboree (corroboree frog), 5547 nucleotides long. It is a transcript of the gene ZNF711, whose product is annotated as zinc finger protein 711. Gene Ontology annotation, cellular component: nucleus. Gene Ontology annotation, biological process: regulation of transcription by RNA polymerase II. The record is from RefSeq and is a predicted model, not a curated record. NCBI's taxonomy places the organism in Eukaryota, Metazoa, Chordata, Amphibia, Anura, Myobatrachidae. Bases 281 to 2710 code for a protein of 809 amino acids. The transcript is spliced from 9 exons. Gene Ontology annotation, molecular function: RNA polymerase II cis-regulatory region sequence-specific DNA binding; metal ion binding; DNA-binding transcription factor activity, RNA polymerase II-specific.
GUCCCUGUGGUUCCCCCGGAGCCGGUCCCCGGGCUGGCAGGGAGCAGCAGGCUCAGGCCUCAGCCCGGCAGCGGUCGCACUCCCCCUCCCCGGGCACAGUGACGUGAGGCGGCGGGAGGAGGAGGCCGCGCCAGGCCGGGGGGAGGAGGAGGAGGCCGCGCCCGCCGCUCCCCGCGCUGAUUGGCCGAGGCCCCCGCAGCCCCCUGCUCCGGAUCCCGCGGACACGGCACGGAGAGGGACGCCCGGGACCCCGGCCAGGUUUUGUGAAUGACUCAGACUAAUGAUGGAUCCUGUAGGCGCAGGGCUGGACCUGCAGACGCAAGAGUCCACCAUGGCCCACACCAUGGUCAUGCAAGACUUUGCGGCCGGCAUAACUGCCACAGCCCACGUCGAUGGCGACCACAUCGUUGUGUCGGUUCCAGAAGCCGUCUUAGUUUCCGACGUCAUCACAGAUGAGGACAUAACGCUGGAACACGAUGAGCUGUCAGACGAAGUCAUCCAAGGCCCAGAUAUUAUCACAGAGGCCGACGUGGUCGCAGAAAGCGUCAUUGUUCCUGAGGCCGUGUUGGAAACGGACGUUGCGAUGGAAGAGGAGUUAGACGGAAGCCAUCACGUCCUAGAGUCCGACAUUAUUACGGAAACCAUUAGUGUUCCCGACCAAGUCUUCGUGGCUGAUCUGGUCACUGGGGUGGACGGUCGGCUGGCGCAGGUGGUGCACGAUGGCGCGUCUGGACCUCACUCUCCCAGCUUGGUCUCACAAGAAGUAUUAGUGGCCAGCUGUGAUUCGGAUGCGAUUAUUCAUUCUCCUGGCAUCCAGGCCACCGGGUCCUCUGUUACCAUUAAAAGUGAGGAUGAUGACGAUGGGAAAGGCUCUUCUGAAGAUUACCUGAUGAUUUCAUUAGAUGACGUCGGAGACAAGCUGGAACGCAUCGGCAGCACUCCUCUAAAGAUUAGCACUGAGAUUUCCCACGGGGACGCCUCUAAGGAAGAUGGGUUUGGUUCAGAGGUGAUUAAAGUUUACAUAUUCAAAGCGGAGGCUGAUGAUGAUGUGGAAAUAGGGGGAACAGAAAUAGUUACAGAAAGCGACUUCCACAACGGACACCCCGUCGCUGGAGUCCUGGAACAAAGCGGUCUGGGGAGAAUACAGAGAGAGAAGAUGGUUUACAUGACGGUUAAAGACUCUUCUCAGGAAGACGAAGAUAUUGGCUGCGCUGAAAUAGCGGAUGAGGUUUACAUGGAGGUCAUCGUAGGGGAGGAAGAAGCUGCGUCUCUUCCAGAUGCUCAGGCAGAAGAUUCCGGCUUAAGCAAAACAUUUGUCCCCGUCGCCUGGGCCGCUGCGUACGGAGAAGAGAGAGAGAUCCCAAGAAAAUAUGGAGACUGGCAAGAAACUGGAAACGUGGAAUCCCGGCUGGAGAAUAAGAACGGAACGGCCACGCAGUACCUACAGAUCUGUGACAGCAUCACCACCAGCAGGACGCUCAAACAGAGAGCCAAGAAGAGGAGGAGAGGCGACGCCAGGCAAUGGCAGACAGCUGUCAUUAUCGGCCCGGACGGCCAGCCUUUGACGGUGUACCCUUGUCAUAUAUGCGGGAAAAAGUUCAAGUCUCGGGGUUUCCUGAAGAGACACAUGAAGAACCACCCGGAUCAUAUGAUGAAGAAGAAAUACCAGUGCACGGACUGUGACUUCACCACCAACAAGAAGGUGAGUUUUCACAACCACCUGGAGAGCCACAAACUGAGCAGCAAGAUGGACAAGUCGCACGAGUUUACAGAAUACACCCGGAGGUACCGCGAGGCCAGCCCGCUCAGCUCCAACAAGCUUAUCCUGAGGGACAAAGAACCCAAACUCCACAAGUGCAAAUACUGUGACUACGAGACGGCCGAGCAGGGUCUUCUGAACCGCCACCUGCUGGCGGUCCACAGCAAGAACUUCCCCCACGUGUGCGUUGAAUGCGGAAAGGGCUUCAGACACCCUUCCGAGCUGAAGAAACACAUGAGGACACAUACGGGCGAGAAGCCGUACUUGUGCCAUUUUUGCGAAUUCCGCUGCGCUGAUCAGUCCAACUUAAAAACGCAUAUUAAAAGCCGCCACGGGACAGACUUGCCCUUUAAGUGCGAGCAGUGCCCCCAGGCCUUCACGGACGAGAAGGAACUGUUACGGCACACCGAGCUCUUUCAGGGUCACAAAACGCACCAGUGUCCCCAUUGUGACCACAAGAGCACCAACUCCAGCGACCUGAAGCGGCACAUUAUAUCCGUCCACACUAAGGACUUCCCCCACAAAUGUGAGGUGUGCGAGAAAGGCUUUCACCGCCCCUCGGAACUGAAGAAGCACAGCGAGUCGCACAAGGGGAAAAAGAUCCACCAGUGCCGACACUGUGACUUUAAAACCUCCGACCCGUUUAUACUAAGCGGCCACAUCCUCUCGCUGCACACAAAGGACUUGCCUUUCAAGUGUAAAAAAUGUAAGCGAGGGUUCAGGCUUCAGCCGGAGCUGAAGAAGCACAUGAAAACGCACAGCGGGAAGAAGGUCUACCAGUGCCAGUAUUGCGAGUACAGCACGACGGACGCGUCGGGAUUUAAACGUCACGUCAUCUCAAUACACACAAAAGACUACCCGCACCGCUGCGACUUUUGCAAAAAGGGAUUCCGCCGGCCGUCAGAAAAGAAUCAGCAUAUAAUGAGGCACCACAAAGAGGCGAUGAUGUAACUGCGUAGGGACACGUGCCUCGUUAACAACAAUGUACGAGAGAGCGCAGUUAACCCCUUCACUGAUGGGAAAGGCAGCUCCCCCCUUCCCCCUCAUUCUUCUUAUUUGCACUUUGUUGCUUAGUCCUCAUUAGUGAAGGGGUUAUUCCUCUUGCCAGGAAGCCUUGUUCCUAGGAACCCUUGUUCCAGUCAAAGGUCAGAGAAUGGAAAAUAACUGCUACUCCAGAUGGGAGAGAUAGAGGGGCAGCCUGUGAUCCUGUAACCGAGGAACUACAAGUCCCAGCAUGCCCGGUCAGCAGCAGGCUGCCCACCUGAGCUAUGGAUAUUGCCGGGCUUUACUGGCGAAAAGUCCGAUUAUCGGAUGGAGUAUAAAGUAUUUCUAUAAAGCGUUUACAGAGCUGCUAACGCCACGGUGUUAUAUAAUACAGUAUUUCGAGUAGCCGUCUUCUAAUACGAAGGUCAAAUACUACAAGAUAAGGUGCUAGAAAAGCAAAAUUGUGUACAGAAAAUCCCUUUUUAUCUGGUGUUACAAUUGAAUGUUGUUUGGUAGGGACAAGUUAUAUUGUAUGUAUGUAUGUAUGUGUGUGUGUGUGUAUAUAUGUAUGUAUGUAUGAGUCCGAUGCUUUUUUUUUUUUUUUAUCUUAAAAAUAUAUAUAAAUGUUAUAUCUAUAGAUGGAAGAUUAUACCCGUAAUGAAAAUGUAGCACUUUUAUUUCUGAUGAAACGUCUGUUGCGAGUGCGGUUUGUGUCGGGAGAGGGUCAUUAAGCGUCACCCUGGCCGCUAGUGGGAGUAUUUAUAUCAGUCCGUCUGUACAUCCAUGCUGUGACGUACCCAUACAGUAUUUAAUCAUUACAGUGUUGCCACUACACAAGUUUACAGUCGCCCGUAAUUAAAUUUGCAUCCCUUUAACAAAUAGCGCCGUGCGUUCGCAUGCUGCAGGCCAAACGGCUUCAGACUAAACAAGCGAUUUCAUAAAAAAAGAAAGAAAAUAUCCUUUAAUGAUGACUUGUAUUUUUGAAUGUGGUCUUUUUAGAUCUGUGUUAAGUUGAGACUUGUUUGCACUCUUGUACACAAAACUAAAAUAAAGGCAUCACAGAAGUUUGUUUCUCUGUCCUUCUGGGGGUAUAGCGCAGGCCUGGCUGACCUGUGGCUCUCCAGCUGUUAUGAAACUACAAGUCCCAGCAUGCCUUGCCGCAGUUUUGCUAUUAAGGAAUGCUAAAACUCUGGCAGGGCAUGCUGGGAUGUGUAGUGUCACAACAGCUGGAGAGUUGCAGGUUGACCAGGCCUGGUGUAGAGGUCUUCGUGAGGAACAGGCGCAUCAAACUAACCUGGUUGUAGAUAAGUCAUCCCCUCUACAUCCCGUCCAUCCCUCUCAGCCAAUCGAAAGUCAGAUUGAUUUAUAUGCCCAUGGCGUGAGCAGCGAAAGUUACAGGAGCAGCUUUUUGAGUUUUUUUCGUGGCUUGCAGUAGUCUCCCCUCGGUGGUUGUGUCCUGCUUGCAGGUCCAGUGUGCAGUGGAGAAGGGUUGCUGGGUGUUUUUUCUGCCUGGUCUUGUCCCCACCAUAGCCAAAGGAAAUUGUCCUCUAUUGCAGAAGUAUAACCAUUCCUUGUGCUGCAUGUCUAACCGCCUUAUGUUCCACUGUUGGUGCAUUAUGGACCUUAACUCGUUUCUCUUGGCAUGUGGACUUCAGGUUCCUCUUCUGGAAGGUGUCUUUUCUGUUGGCCAUUGCUUCUGUAAUGGGUGUCCAAAUUAGUGGCCCUUUCAUGUAGAUCCCCAUACUUGGUUUACCAAAAGGACCAUGCAGCGUUGCAAACCGACCCCUCUUUUAAGCUGAAUGUGGUGUCCAGGCUUCACUUAAAUCAGGACAUUGUAAUCCCAGCAUUGCGCUACAAUUCAGCUUCAGGUAGUAAAGAUGACUUUUCACUACCGGAUGUGAUUUGGGCCUUGAGGAGCUAUAUGGAUAGAGGAAGACGGACAGUCUUGUCAUCUCAUAUGAUGCUCACAAACAAGGUUGACCAGCGAUGAAACAGUCAGUGGCCAAAAGGAUCAUAGCUACCAUUUGUCAAGCGUAUAUCUCAGAACAGGUCGCUGAACGGAUUAUUGUCUCAUUCUACCAGAUCGGUGAGCGCCUCUUGGAUGGCUUGACACGGUCGGUGGAGUAGUUGUGUUGGGCGGCCACCUCGUCCUCCAUUUACACAUUUGCUAAAUUUUAAAAGUUCUCUUUGCCUGCAGCUUGAGAUGCCCGUUAUGGGCAGAAGUUUGGCGCACAGUUUUGGCUGAGUGUACGUUCCCAUAGGUGCAGCUUUGGCUGGUAGUAUCCGCCGGAUAGGAGGAGAGAAGAGAGGAUUUUUGGUCCUUACCAUUAAAUCCAUUUCUCUUACUCCAUCUGGAGGAUACUGCGCUCCCUCUUGUUGUACGCUCUGCGUUUGUUCCUUCUCGAGUUAAGUGUCUGUUUGUUCAGAGUCUCCUACAUGCUUGAAGUUUAAAACAGACUUCCGGUUGGCUGAGAGGGGGGUUGACGGGGCGUAGAGGAUAGCGUUUAGCUACACCCCAUCAUUGCCAGUGUCCCCCAGAUGGAGUAAGAGAAGCAGAUUUAAUGGUGUAAGAGAAACAGAUUUAAUGGUGAAUGUCAAACGUCCUCCUCUAUAAAUACAUUUUUUUUUACUUUACCUCCCCCCAAAAGAAAAAGCUCUUAGAAGACCCCCCCCCCCCCCCCUCAGGCUUAUGUGGCUGUAACUGAUUGUACAUGUUGUAAGAAUGUUGUUCCUGUUACCGUGAGAUUAUUAAUGUGUUAACUCAUCACCAUGAGCAGAAAAUAAAGAGAAACUCUUGCGUCGCA